Protopolystoma xenopodis is the source of this 279-nucleotide messenger RNA. NCBI's taxonomy places the organism in Eukaryota, Metazoa, Platyhelminthes, Monogenea, Polystomatidea, Polystomatidae. The record is from the annotation of a GenBank genome assembly.
AUGCUAAACAAUCCCUUACGCUCAAUCGACUCUCUCAACUUUCCCGGCAAAAAGACCAGCUCUGAUUUGAGUAACUCUACAAUCUUCGAGAACGCCAUCAGUCCGAGAAGUCUGGGUCUUCAUGGGGUUUCGUUUAUCGACAAUGUUGACGAUUUUGAGCCCAUAUUGGCCUACGGCUACAAUGGCAUGGACAUCGUACGAAAAUUGUCCGUCACUGGUAUGAGAUUGCAAUCUCGUCAAGUUGCCUCCUUUCUUGUCUUCAAUGUAUCUUUCGUCUAA